CUCAUUUACGCUUYAAAAUACAAGUUUUCUUUAGCCAAUUAUAGAAGUUUGUCAAUAACAAAAUGUUUCGCUCUAGUUUUGACAAAAAUCUGGAGAAUGCGACGAGCCACUUGCGUCUGGAGCCAGAUUGGCCCUCAAUUCUGCUUAUUUGCGAUGAAAUCAAUCAAAAAGACGUCACACCAAAAAAUGCCUUUGCAGCGAUUAAGAAGAAAAUGAAUUCACCAAAUCCACACUCGGCCUGCUAUUCGCUGCUGGUGCUCGAGAGCAUUGUCAAGAACUGUGGAGCACCCGUGCACGAAGAGGUCUUCACCAAGGAGAACUGCGAAAUGUUUAGCAGCUUCCUAGAACAAACGCCACAUGAGAAUGUGCGGCAAAAAAUGCUGGAGCUUGUGCAGACAUGGGCCUAUGCUUUUCGCUCGUCGGACAAAUAUCAGGCAAUUAAGGAUACUAUGACCAUACUGAAGGCCAAGGGGCACACCUUUCCGGAGCUAAAGGAAGCGGAUGCGAUGUUCACUGCCGAUACGGCUCCCAACUGGGCCGAUGGCAGGGUGUGCCAUCGGUGUCGCGUUGAAUUCACGUUCACCAAUCGCAAGCAUCAUUGCCGCAACUGUGGCCAGGUGUUCUGCGGCCAGUGCACGGCCAAGCAGUGCCCGUUGCCCAAAUACGGCAUUGAGAAGGAUGUGCGUGUGUGCGAUGGCUGCUUUAUGGCACUACAACGCCCAGCGGGCGCCAAGUCGAGUGCGCGUGGUUCGGCGGACAGCGAUUUGCCAGCGGAAUAUCUGAAUAGCUCGCUCUCCCAGCAGGUUCAGACACCUGCACGCAAAAGCGAGCAAGAGCUGAAAGAGGAGGAGGAACUGCAACUGGCCUUGGCACUUAGUCAGUCCGAGGCGGAGCAUAAGAAGCAGCCGUCAUCGGUCGCCAACUAUCGCUUGCAGCAGCGUUCGCCCAGUCCAGAGCCAAUACAGCAGCAGCUGCCAGCCCAGCAGCAGCAGCAGCAGGAGGAAAGCAACCCAGAGUUGGCCAAAUAUUUGAACCGCAGCUAUUGGGAGCAGCGCAAAAUUAGCGAAUCCUCAUCGAUGGCCAGUCCAUCGGCACCCAGUCCGAUGCCGCCCACUCCACAGCCACAGCAGCAACAGCUGCUACAAACGUUGCCCUUGUCAAAGAACGCCGACGAGGUGCAAAUUGAUGAAUUCGCUGCCAAUAUGCGCACGCAGGUGGAGAUCUUUGUUAAUCGCAUGAAGUCGAAUUCGAGCCGCGGACGCAGCAUCUCCAAUGACUCCUCGGUGCAAACUCUGUUCAUGACGCUCACUUCACUGCACUCCCAACAGCUGACCUAUAUCAAGGAAAUGGACGACAAGCGUAUGUGGUACGAGCAGCUGCAGGAUAAGCUGGCCCAGAUUAAGGAUUCGCGCGCAGCGCUCGAUGUGCUGCGACAGGAGCAUGUGGAGAAGCUGCGUCGCAUUGCGGAGGAACAGGAGCGACAGCGUCAACUGCAAAUGGCCCAAAAGCUGGAGAUUAUGCGCAAGAAGAAGCAGGAAUACCUGCAAUAUCAACGCCAGCUCGCGUUGCAACGCAUCCAGGAACAGGAGCGUGAAAUGCAACUGCGCCAGGAGCAACAGAAGGCCCAAUAUUUGAUGGGGCAAUCUUCGCCCUUUCCCUAUCUGCCACCCUCCGCAGUGGCUCCACACGGCUCGCCCUCGCAUCAGUUGAACAACGUUUAUAAUCCCUAUGUAGCUGCCCCUGGCUAUGCACCACCCAAUGGUCAGUUUGCAGGCGGUAUUCCGCCGCCAGGCAUGUACAAUCCCGCCAUGGCACAGCCACCGCCAGCUCAGGGCAUGAUGAUGCCGCCUCCUGGCAAUAUGAUGCCACAACAGCAGCCACUACCCGAAAAUGCUUACGCCAAUCCGACUCAGUCCAUGAUGUCACAGAUGCCUCCACAACAGCAGCAGCAGCCACAGCAAAUCCCAGGCCAACCACAAGCGCAGCAACAACCUCAGCCCAUUGCCCAGCCCCAAGCUCCACCGCAACCACAUCUGGGUCAUGUUAUGCUGCAGCAGCAGCAAAUUGUSCAAUCCCAUCCGCCAAUUCCAAAUGCCCAACUGCCACCGCAACAGGCACCACCACCACCCCAAGCAGCAGCACCAGCAGCAGCAGUAGCACCUCCACCACCGACCGCUGCUGCAGUGGAGCUUGCGAACACACAAGUUCAGGCUGUAGCCGCUGCGCCUGCUCCACCCCAGAACGAGCCCGAACCAGCUGCCCCGAGCAAAGCACCCGAGCCCGCGACUGCAGAGCUGAUCAGCUUUGAUUAAACCACCAUUGUUAUCGAUCCAUUAU
Molecule: messenger RNA, 2337 nt
Organism: Drosophila arizonae
Lineage: Eukaryota; Metazoa; Arthropoda; Insecta; Diptera; Drosophilidae
Gene: Hrs
Product: Hepatocyte growth factor regulated tyrosine kinase substrate
Biological process (GO): receptor internalization; endocytic recycling
Cellular component (GO): early endosome
Molecular function (GO): metal ion binding; phosphatidylinositol binding; ubiquitin binding
Source: RefSeq, a predicted model, not a curated record